Messenger RNA from Cannabis sativa, 1456 nucleotides. RefSeq lists its product as uncharacterized. The record is from RefSeq and is a predicted model, not a curated record. The transcript is spliced from 2 exons. Lineage: Eukaryota; Viridiplantae; Streptophyta; Magnoliopsida; Rosales; Cannabaceae. Bases 285 to 1118 code for a protein of 277 amino acids.
GUGGAAAAGUAGAUUAAAGAAUCUCAUUACUCUAUUACUAUUACUAUUAUUAUUAUUAUUAUUUUUAGAAUCGAAUUACAUAAACCAAGACUGAAGAAGUUUCUUAGCUUGCAGGGUCUACUUUCACUCUCUUUACGUGAUGGUCUUUAUAGGUGUGCUAUAUAUAUAUAUAGUCACAAACUACCCUUUCUUUCUUCAAAUCUUUACAUAUAAAAAAAACUACACAUACAAACACUCUAUAAUCUAUACAAACCAAGAAAAUAUUUUCUGGGCAUUCUUUAAAAAUGGCUACUUCUUUCACCUUCAUCUUCUUCUUCUUCUUCUUAUCCUCCACUACAAUCUUUAUAGAAGCUCACAACAACAACCCUUCGAAGUAUUGUUCCAAAUGGGGUCCUGAAAUUCAAUCUCCUUUCCACAUAGAAGGCCAAACCCAACAAAACGACACCCUCUUUGAAGUCGUAUGCAGAAACAAAUCCACCAUAAUCAACUUCCAAUCCCAUGGUUAUGGUGAUUUAGUGGUGAAAUCAAUCUCGUACGACACCAAAAGACUCGAUCUUCUUGACCCCAAAAGCUGUGUCCACAGAGUCUUUCUCAACCUUAACCUUUCCAAAACCACAUUCGAUUAUUACUAUCUUUUAAAAAACUACACUUAUCUCAACUGUACGGACAGACUCUCCCCUGUUUUGGCAGAGGUCCCCUGUUUGAGUGGCUCACAUCAUUUUGUUUAUACUGUUGAGCCUUCUGCCAUGGCAGCCAUCCCAAGCUUCUGCAAACCCAUCAAAACCGUAGCUAUCCCUUUUGCAUACAGUCCUUAUUUGGCUGAUAAUAGUUUUGGCUUGAGUUUGACUUGGGGUUUUCUUAGUGCCCAAGAUUUUGAUCAAAAAGAUGGCUUCAGAGUUAGACAUGUUCAAGUUCUCAGCAUAGGAAUCUUUGUUAUGGCAAUGUCAAUUGUGGCAGCAGCAUUACUAAUCAGGAGCAGAAUAGCACAUGACAUGAAGAAACUAGCUUCUCAAGACAAAUUAGGGAAUCAAACAGUAGAGGUUGAGAAAUUUCUUGGAGAUUAUAAAGCUUUCUCAACUGGUGAAACUCAAGUUGACCAAGUCAGCAUUCAAUGUUGACUUUUCUUACCAUAAUUGUACCAACCAGAGAUUAAAGGAACUGAUAACACUUUCAGAUUCAAGCUUUUCUUAAACCCCAAAAUGAUUAUUUUGGAUGGAUUGUGAAGAGUACUUGAAUUCUAUUGAAAAACUUCAAAUCAAGACACAAACAAUGGAAUGUAUACACUCAUAAUACAUAGUUUUAAGUUGCUAGCUUGGGAAAAUAUUGGCAUUAAUUUUGUGGUAUACAUAUUACAUUUACAUAUAGCUUUUUGUUUUUAAUUUUCCUAUGGUUCAACUGUUUAGUUUAUGUAAAGACUUGUUGGUUUAAAAGAAGAGAGAAUUAAAUUUAUUAUCAA